CUGGGUUUCGGCAUAGAGUUCACCAAGCUGGGGUGGGAGGCGGCGGGCGGCGGGUUGAGGGUGGUAUCUCGGCGGGACGUCCGGGCUGGCCCCGCACCAGUGAGGCGACUCGAUCGCCGAAGCAGAGCUGGGACUUUUCCCCGCCGCCACCGCCCUCUCUACUCUCGGCGCUCUCCUUGGAUACCUCUUAGAUUUCCCCAGUGUCGGGUGCCCGGGGGGCCCGCCCAGCCUUCCCGCUCCUCCUCUUCUUCAGGCUGCGCCGCGAGCUGCUGCCCGGACCUUGCCAGGCGUGGCGGGCUGGGCGAACAUUCCAGGUGUAGGACCGUAACCCUUAGCCCCAAUGCUUUCGCGAGCAGAGUUGAGUGGGUGCCCGUGGUUGGAGCUGUGGAGGUGUCCCCCGGUGGUGAGUGCGGCCAGAACACCGGUCACCGUUAAGUUUUAUGUGAGCACGUUGCAAGGACCGUGUGUGAGACUGGUAUAAUUUAGCUUCCUGAGAUUCUGUCUGAACAAGAAGGCAGUGGAAAAUACUCUUGGAAAGAAAACUAAAAGGGAAGACAGAACUUAUUUUUACAUGGUUUUCAGCUCACUUACCAAUAUGGACGCUUUUCCCAACAUUUUUCCUCCUGGUGGAGACAGUGAGCUGACAAAUUCUCAAUCUGAGUUCCAAAAAAUGUUAAUUGAUGAAAGGUUACGAUGUGAACAUCAUAAAACUAAUUAUCAGACUCUGAAAGCUGAGCACACAAGGUUGCAGAAUGAGUAUAUAAAGUCACAAAAUGAACUCAAGCGAUUGUUAAAUGAAAAGCAAACUUACCAAGAAAAAUUUCAGCUGCUGUUUGAAGAGCUAAGAGGGGAAUUAGUAGAGAAAACUAAGGACUUAGAGGAAAUGAAACUACAGGUAGUAACUCCACAAAAAUUGGAAUUGUUAAGAGCCCAAAUACAACAAGAAUUAGAAACUCCAAUGAGAGACCGUUUUCGGAAUUUGGAUGAGGAAGUUGAAAAGUAUAGAGCUGAAUAUAAUAAGCUUCGCUAUGAACAUACAUUUCUCAAAUCAGAAUUUGAGCACCAGAAAGAAGAAUUUACACGUAUUUUAGAAGAAGAAAAAAUAAAAUAUGAAUCAGAGAUUGCAAGAUUGGAGAAAGAUAAAGAAGAACUACAUAACCAGCUACUUAGUGUUGAUCCCACAAGAGACAACAAACGAAUGGAGCAACUUGUUCGAGAAAACUUGUAUUUGUGUCAGAAAUUAAAAAGUUUAGAGACUGAAAUAGCAGAAUUAAGGGCUGAAAAAGAGAAUUCUGGUGCUCAGGUAGAAAAUGUCCAAAGAUUACAGAUACGGCAGUUGGCUGAGAUGCAGGCUACAGUUAGAUCCCUGGAGGCUGAAAAACAAUCAGCUAAACUACAGUCUGAACGCUUGGAAAAAGAGCUACAAUCAAGCAAUGAACAAAAUACUUUUUUAAUCAAUAAAUUGUAUAAAGCUGAACGAGAAAUAAAUACAUUAACCAGUAAAGUAAAAGAACUUAAGCAUUCAAACAAGCUAGAAGUAACAGACAUCAAACUGGAAACAGCAAGAGCCAAGAGUGAGCUAGAAAGAGAAAAGAAUAAGAUUCAAAGUGAACUGGAUGGAUUGCAGUCAGACAAUGAAAUUCUCAAAUCAGCUGUUGAACACCACAGAACACUCUUAGUAGAAAAGGAUCGUGAAUUAAUACGUAAAGUACAAGCUGCUAAGGAAGAAGGUUAUCAAAAACUUGUGGCAUUACAAGAUGAAAAGCUAGAACUUGAGAACAGAUUAGCAGAUUUAGAGAAAAUGAAAGUGGAAUGUGAUGUCUGGAGGCAAUCUGAAAAGGAUCAAUGUGAAGAGAAAUUGCGGGCUUCACAGAUGGCAGAAGAGUCGGCCAGAAGGGAACUUCAGAGUCUUAGAUUAAAACUUCAACAACAAUUUGUGAAUAUUGAAAAUGCAGAGAAAGAAAAAAAUGAAAAUUCUGACCUGAAACAGCAAAUUGGUAGUUUACAGAUCCAAGUGACUUCACUUGCACAGUCAGAGAAUGAUUUGCUGAAUUCAAACCAAAUGCUGAAGGAAAUGGUGGAGAGAUUAAAACAGGAAUGCCGGAAUUUCGGAAGCCAAGCUGAAAAAACGCAACAAGAAGUUGAAAAGACGUUGGAAGAGAAACAGAUACAGUGGUUGGAAGAAAAGCAUAAGCUUCAAGAACGUAUCACAGACAGAGAAGACAAGUAUAAUCAAGCUAAAGAGAAACUGCAGAGAGCUGCCAUUGCCCAGAAAAAGAGAAAAUCGCUUCAUGAAAACAAAUUGAAGAGACUGCAGGAGAAAGUAGAAGUUCUGGAGGCAAAGAGAGAAGAAUUGGAAACAGAAAAUCAGGUGUUAAAUAGGCAAAAUGUUCCAUUUGAAGAGUAUACUAGACUUCAGAAAAGAUUAAAGGAUAUACAGAGAAGACAUAAUGAAUUUAGAAGUUUAAUUUUAGUUCCUAACGUGCCGCCAACAGCAUCCAUCAAUCCUGUUAGCUUUCAGUCAUCAACCUUUGUUCCAGGAAUGGAACUAUCCUUUCCUCCUCAUCUUCAGGAGGAACAACAUCAAAGGGAACUCUCUCUCCUUCGUAAAAGACUAGAAGAACUAGAAACAACACAAAGAAAACAACUAGAAGAACUUGGAUCUCCUGGGGAAUGAUGUUCUUGGAGAAAAGGCAGAUCAAAAGGUGUAAAAUCAGUGACUCAAUAAAGCUUGAAGUUUUAACAUU
Choloepus didactylus (southern two-toed sloth) is the source of this 2747-nucleotide messenger RNA. RefSeq names its product centrosomal protein 83 (gene CEP83). Bases 572 to 2677 code for a protein of 701 amino acids. The transcript has 16 exons. NCBI's taxonomy places the organism in Eukaryota, Metazoa, Chordata, Mammalia, Pilosa, Megalonychidae. The record is from RefSeq and is a predicted model, not a curated record. Gene Ontology annotation, cellular component: centrosome.